AUGAAGGGAGACGGUGUGGUUUUUCAUUUAGUUGAUCCUAACAAAUUCAAGGGAAGUUUAGUUCUUUCCUCCGAAGUGGAUUGCCAGGUCAUGCUAGAGGGCCGGCAAACUGACAUGGGUUUUUGUAAGAAACUCUGCAAUGAGAAUUUGCCGAAGGAGGAUGCAAUGAUGGUUUUGGAAGAUGAAAGUGGGAAAAGUUAUCAGACAAAAUAUCCUGCAUACAAGAGAGACCUAAGUGCUGGAUGGAGAGGGUUCUCCAAGGCUCACAAGUUAAUGAAGGGAGAUGGGUAUAUAAAACAAAAAUCUUCAUUAGCUAAAGCUAAUGAUGCAGUUGAUGUGGAGAAUCUGAGCAUGGAAAGCAAAGACAUGGGAGAUCAAGAUUCUGAACACCCCUUGCAGGACGACCCUAAAGAAAAAAUUGAAAAUAAUCACACAUGGGCCUAUUUUACUGACCAUGGACCUGUAUCAGAUCAUUCUGAACAUGAAAGUGAGGAUCUUGGCUCCGAAAUCACAGCGGGAAUCAGAUUUUCAGAAUCUGUUGUUGAUUUUAAAGAAGAGAAAAGUUCUGAAGAUUUCAACAUUAUUGUAUAUGGUUCAUUAUCAGCAGCGAGCUCUCCAAACACCUUCAAAUCAAGUAUUAUGACAUUUGCUGCAGUCGUUGCUUGA
Molecule: messenger RNA, 666 nt
Organism: Dovyalis caffra
Lineage: Eukaryota; Viridiplantae; Streptophyta; Magnoliopsida; Malpighiales; Salicaceae
Source: the annotation of a GenBank genome assembly